UGGAAAAGGGGAUCUACCGGAGUGACUAUUAGAUCAUUCUCAUUUACGAAAUCGAGGAAUCCGAAAUGAACACUAGUAGACAUAGUCGGCGUUCUCAUGUGAAACCUCUAAUUUAUGGAUCAUUUGGCCGUUUUUAUCUUUUAUACACAAGUUAAUGCCUGUCUUUUUCGUGACCUUGUCUACGAUGUCUGACCAAUUAUUUGUACAAUCAAUGUUCGAUUGGACAAAAUUGCGGUCCCGCCAUUUCGUCCUACUGAAUGAAGACAAAUUAACAUUCUAGACUGCUAUGAAGUUUAACUAAAGUAAUACUGUAAUCAUAUGCAGGUUUCUUCAAGGAGAAUUGUACCUAAUCAGCAUUAUGUGCUCAUUUAAUAAAUGGUCUAUAUAUACAGGCGUUGAUUACACAAUAUAUUUAUAUUGACGGUAAUACCAAGAAUCGUGUAUUCCACGCGCUCGUAUUAAACACGCGAUAUAUAAUGAAUGCACGUGCCACACGUCGGAUAGUAUAGUGCGUCAUAACAGCGAACGUCGUGACAUAGGCUCGCCGAAUUUCAUCAUGCGCUGGGUGCAUUCAAAUUGAGAGAAGUCAGCGAGCCACGUGCAAGCCAGACUUAUUGUUAGACGCCUUCACGCGCCCGCCAUUUCUGGCGCGUCACACGAUACGGAUUUAGGUAGCAGUGGUUUUGCGAUUUGCGCUGUUCGCGAUGAAGUUCCAAAGGCCGCGAUCGGCGGGAAUCGAUAACGGAGGCCGAACGACGACCUCUGCCACAAAGCUUCGAAAGAUGGCGACGGCGGCGGCAGUGGCGGUGGCAGUGGAGGCAGUGGCGGCGGCAGCGGUGUCGGCGGCAGCGAAGACACCGGUGGUAAAGGAGGCGGUGUGGCGCGGGGGAUGGAAAGUAGCCAAGUAAUGAAGUCGCGGCGGCAGUCGGCCGCGGUCUUUUGAACGGUUCGUGGUAUACUGUAGAAGCACCGUAUGAGAACAACGUGCUCCAAAACUCGCGCCUAUCAGACGAUUCUGCACUCAGGAAUGAGGUAACCGCCGGCGACGGGCUUGAUUCUUAGGCAUUCUCAACACGUAGAAACUAUCACCGGCGAACUACUUGGCAGGUGACACGCAAAUAGUACAUCAACAACAUGCCCGCAGCAAUUGACACAAACGAGAAACCGCCAACAGAGUUGGAUACCUUCCUGCCCCAAGAUGGAUCUAAUCUUAAGGAUGGCGUCCUGUCCGCUAAAUAUAUAGUACAAGUUGCUCCACGCGAUGUUGAAGCCGCAGUGGGCGAUGAGAAAAGUUUCAAUCCUUUUGCGGAACGCAAAGUCGACAAUCCGACAACGGAUUGCGAUACGCUGACACACUUAUUAAAAGCUUCUCUUGGUACUGGAAUACUAGCUAUGCCCAUAGCUUUUAAAAGUGCUGGACUGCUUUUGGGUAUUUUUGCCACGAUACUCGUUGCAUUCGUAUGUACGCAUUGCGCAUAUAUUUUGGUAAAAUGUGCACACGUGCUCUAUUACAAAACUCGAAAAGCGGAAAUGGGUUUUGCUGAAGUUGCUGAGACAGCUUUUAGUAUCGGACCUCAAUGGGCAAGAAAGUUCGCGAAACCUUCCAGAUAUCUCAUACAGAUUAGUUUAUUUACCACAUAUUACGGUACCUGCAGUGUAUACGCAGUAAUUGUGGCCGCUAAUAUCAAGCAGAUUAUCGAACAUUAUCAAGAUGUUGACGUUGGCGAGUACAACAUCCGUUUGAUCACCGCUUAUUUAUUGGUACCGCUGAUCCUUCUUAGUUGGGUACCCGACUUGAAGUAUCUUGCACCAAUUUCAAUGGUGGCAAACAUUUUUAUGGGAACAGGACUGGGAAUAACAUUUUAUUAUCUCGUUUGGGAUUUGCCACCGUUAUCUUCAGUGCCUUUAGUAGCUACAAUCGAAAGUUUCCCGCAAUUUUUCAGCAUCACUAUUUUCGCUAUGGAAGCGAUUGGCGUAGUGAUGCCUCUAGAGAACAGUAUGAAGACGCCGCAACACUUUGUAGGAAUCUGCGGAGUUCUCAACAAAGGAAUGUCCGGUGUUACGCUUGUAUAUAUUUUUCUAGGAUUUCUCGGAUAUGCAAAAUAUCAGGAUGAGACGCUGGGUAGCAUUACUUUAAAUCUGCCAACAGAAGAAAUAGCGGCACAAGUUGUGAAGAUAUUGAUUGCCUUAGCCGUCUUCUGUACCUUUGGUUUACAAUUUUAUGUGUGCCUCGAUAUCGCGUGGAAUGGUGUAAAACAUCGUUUUGAGAAAAGGCCGAUUUUAGCUAACUAUUUUGUAAGGACGGUGCUAGUAAUAGGUGCAGUUCUUCUUGCCGUGGCAGUGCCGACAAUCGAACCGUUUAUUGGCCUAAUUGGUGCAUUUUGUUUCUCCAUUUUGGGUCUUCUUAUUCCGGUUUUCAUUGAGACCGUAACUUACUGGGAUGUCGGCUUCGGACCAGGAAAUUGGGUAGCCUUGAAGAAUGUAAUUAUAUGCGUGAUAGGUCUGAUGGCAUUAAUAUUUGGAUCACGUAGUGCUAUAAUGGAUAUAGUAAAAUUAUAUGCUUGAUAGACAAAACAUUUUCCGUUUAUCUAGUACAAAUAUUUUUACGGAUAUACAACAAAUUUUUUUACCAAAUUUAUAGAUCUAACCUAAUAUGACUAACGAUAUUAAGUAUACGUUGUAUUCACAGAC
This is a messenger RNA of Cyphomyrmex costatus, 2691 nucleotides long. RefSeq names its product solute carrier family 36 member pathetic (gene path). The record is from RefSeq and is a predicted model, not a curated record. Gene Ontology annotation, cellular component: vacuolar membrane. Bases 1135 to 2565 code for a protein of 476 amino acids. Lineage: Eukaryota; Metazoa; Arthropoda; Insecta; Hymenoptera; Formicidae. The transcript is spliced from 12 exons. Gene Ontology annotation, biological process: amino acid transmembrane transport. Gene Ontology annotation, molecular function: L-amino acid transmembrane transporter activity.